Molecule: messenger RNA, 870 nt
Organism: Malus domestica (apple)
Lineage: Eukaryota; Viridiplantae; Streptophyta; Magnoliopsida; Rosales; Rosaceae
Source: RefSeq, a predicted model, not a curated record
CCCCUGACCCCUCCUACUCCUCCUCUACCAGACUUACUAUUAUAAUAUAAAUACACUCAGAGAGAGACUGAUUUUGUAACGUAAUAUAUUUAUUAGAAUCGCUUUUCAACCCGUCUCACCCACCUCUCUCUCACUACUCCUCUCUCUCUCUCCCCAUCUGUCACAAAUUCACAAUUCACAAACACUUCUAACAAAUUAAGAAACGAGCGGCAGCGGCCGCCAUGGAAGGUGUCUCUACAAGCGUUUGCAAGGGUUUGAGAGGCUACUGGAGGAGGAGAGGCUACGAGAAGCUAAGUGGGUCGGGUCGACAGCACAAGAACCGGACGGAGCUGGGUUCGAUCCGUAAAAGGCGCGUAUGGCGGAUCCGGAUCAAAAUCGGUCCGAAGCUGAGCUUCCUCAGAAGAAUCCCUUCGCCCAAGAAUUUGUUGGUGUGGCUACGGGACGCCUAUGUCAAGCUGAUGCUGGGAUUCGCUAACUCGCAGGUCUUUAGUACCGGCUACGGUGGGUCCGUCUGCGACUACGGGGUCGGCUCCUUUGGAAAGGGUCCAGUUAAGGAGUAUGAUGAGAAAAUGAUCAUCGAGAUCUACAAGUCCCUGAUGCUGGCGCAAGGUCAAUUGGUGCCCCGCGAAGCACCCAAGCUCGGCUCAGAAAUCGUUCACCACCGGCUGUAAAUCUAGAAGAGAAAAUCACUUCACCCGCACCAAAAAUAAAUAAAAAUUCACUCUUAUUUCAUUUGUUUCGUUUGCCCUUUUUUUUUUCUGGUAGUUUUAUUUGAGUAACCUUUGAUUGUAACGGGUAGAUUUGAAAGCAGCUGGGAAUAAAUUAAAUUGAUAAAAUGUCAUGAUUAAUGAAUUAAUUCGUCUUUGUUCA